Penicillium waksmanii is the source of this 864-nucleotide messenger RNA. RefSeq names its product DUF1774 domain-containing protein. The record is from RefSeq and is a predicted model, not a curated record. The transcript has 3 exons. The coding region runs from base 1 to 864 and encodes 287 amino acids. Lineage: Eukaryota; Fungi; Ascomycota; Eurotiomycetes; Eurotiales; Aspergillaceae.
AUGGUUAACUUUAAUCCCUUUGCUCGGCGUGAGACGCAUAGUGCUCAAGCGCUGAAUGCGUAUCGCAUUCUCGUGCCCCUCACCUGGGCGCUGGUCGUCAUCGUUGGCAUCUACUACUCCAUCCACUCGCCAGAUGAUGUGAAGAAGAGCAAGAAGAUCUGGAAGCAGGCGGAUAAGCACAAUACGCCUUUCAGUCAGAAUACCACUGUCACCGGUAUCUACUGGAUUCUGCUCCUCCUCUCCCAGCUUAGCUACGUUUGGCACCUGUUCUCCAAGGAUGUCGCGAUCGUCGCUCCCGCUGCUAACGUCGCGACCCACUUCAUCCUGAACAACCUCUUCGUCUUCUCCUGGAUCCUCCUCUGGACUCGCAACCACUUCUGGGGUGCCGAGGUGAUCCUGAUUGCCCACCUGGCCAACCAGCUCGUGGCCUACUGGCGACACCAGGGGCUCCCCGUUUUUGUGCAUCUUUCGACUCUCGCGGGUCCGUUGGCCUGGACAGUGACGGCGCUCUUCUGGAAUGGCGCGGUUGCGACACACAGUCAUAACCUACCCGGCCGAAUUGUCGCCAAUAUCUUUAUCUGGGUUAUUGCUGCCGUGGGCCUGUUCCAUAUCUCUGUGCGACAGGAUUAUAUUCUGGGCUACUGCUUCAGCCUGCUCACUCUGUCUCUUGCACUGCGUCAAUUUGCUGUCAAGAUCAUUGCCCUGCAGUGGAUCUUCGCUUUUGUCAUCUUCGGUCUUUUCACCGUGACCUCGAUCUACAUCUCCAGCACCAAGUACUACGGACGCGACACUCUCUUCCGUCGCGUUGCGCACCCAGAGUCUGUCGAUCGCGAAAGACAGCCCUUGCUCCACGACGAGGUUUAG